Messenger RNA from Laetiporus sulphureus 93-53, 991 nucleotides. RefSeq lists its product as uncharacterized. Gene Ontology annotation, biological process: protein phosphorylation. Gene Ontology annotation, molecular function: protein kinase activity. The coding region runs from base 14 to 718 and encodes 234 amino acids. The transcript has 3 exons. NCBI's taxonomy places the organism in Eukaryota, Fungi, Basidiomycota, Agaricomycetes, Polyporales, Laetiporaceae. The record is from RefSeq and is a predicted model, not a curated record.
UUUGCUGAAGCAAAUGGCGUCACCUACAACAUACCCUGCCUCAACUCCUCGGAUCUAUGGAUCGUGCGUGUUGUAUGACACGUCAGAAGGCAUCACGGAGGGCAACCUCACGUUCCAAUAUCAGCUCUCCUUUGAACAUCACAAGCACUCGUUCUUUGCUGCCACGUUGUCUUUGCCGGAGCGUUCUCAGAUUCCGGUGCUCGUGAAGCUGGUGAACGAACCCUACGGAGAAGAUGUCCACCGUCUGUUGGCGUCCAACAAUCUCGCACCUACCCUUUACGGCUGUGCACGUCGUGAAGGAGCGCCCACCGCGUAUGUUAUGGAGCGUCUUUCUUCUUCCUGGGUGACACUGUUCAAAUUCUCCCACCACGAAUUCGCUGGCUCGUUUGGAGACGCCAUCCGGUGCUCCUUGGACUGUCUACUCAAGCUUUUGGAGGGUAACAGCGUUGUGCAUGGUGACCUAAGGUCAAAUAAUAUCAUGUUACAAGUCGACGGCCAUGGCAAGCCAGUUGUCCUGUUGAAUGGUUCGGCGAAGAUCAACGUGAUCGAUUAUGACUGGUCGGGGACUGCUGGGUGGGUGCGCUAUCCCGCGCUGCGCAAUCCGACGAUCAAAGACAUCACCUGGCCCGGUGAGCCUGGUGGUAUCAUAGAGCCUGGGCAUGAUCGCAAGCUGGUUGACUCGUGGUGGCAUCAUUGGCUGGGACGUGGCUCGAAUUGAUCCUGGAAAUGUCUUCUCCCGUGCAGUCGUCAGUGACUGCGUCCCUGGACGGAACGUUUACAGCAUAGCCUUUCCUUUUACCAAUCCGUUCUCAACGCAUGCGAUUGACACUCGCCCCUCGGCUCGGGUUGAUGCCGCAUCAUAGAGUCAAAUCGUCCCUCGGAGCUGCGCAGCGAAGUCUGCGCCUGUGAUAUAUGUGAGCCUUCCUGAGACUUGUCUGCAUGCAUCUGCACUGCUAUACAAAGCAUUCAUGCAUCUGGAGGCACGUGAAGA